AUGAUGAACAUCAAGUCGCUUGUGCUUUCGUGCCUCCUCAUCGGAGCCGUCCAGUCAGAAGACGCAAAGGAUCUCAGCAAGCACAACUGCUGCCUCCAUAUCAAAAACGCGAGUGACGCUUGGUGGCUGACAAACCCCGACGUCACCAAAGAAGUCUGCGAGUCGUACUACAAGGACAUCGCAGAAUUUGACAGCGAGACUGGGACGUGCAACGAGCACAAAAAUGGGACGAUCAAUGAUGUGGAUUGGAAGAGCAAGUCUGAUAAUACUGAUAACAUGCCUACGCUUUGGGUCGAGGACUUUCACCACGAAGCAGCCAACCAUCAAUGGUGGUAUCGUGAGAGAAGGGCUGGCCACGUAUUGCGAGCGCUCUUGGAAUAG
Molecule: messenger RNA, 381 nt
Organism: Fusarium tjaetaba
Lineage: Eukaryota; Fungi; Ascomycota; Sordariomycetes; Hypocreales; Nectriaceae
Exons: 4
Coding region: 1-381 (126 amino acids)
Source: RefSeq, a predicted model, not a curated record